Molecule: messenger RNA, 1909 nt
Organism: Lingula anatina
Lineage: Eukaryota; Metazoa; Brachiopoda; Lingulata; Lingulida; Lingulidae
Product: pyruvate dehydrogenase (acetyl-transferring) kinase isozyme 2, mitochondrial
Biological process (GO): regulation of glucose metabolic process; protein phosphorylation
Cellular component (GO): mitochondrion
Molecular function (GO): pyruvate dehydrogenase (acetyl-transferring) kinase activity
Source: RefSeq, a predicted model, not a curated record
UCUCAACAUGGAGGAAUAGCAGAUCGAGACAGCACUGGUAAUUCUAUGUAACAUGAGAUUGUUCCGUCCGCUUAGGUGUGCCACUAGACUGGCGAUUGAGACUUACUCUAAGUAUCAACCUUCUCCACUCACCGUUGAACAACUCACAGAUUUCGCCUUGCAGCCAUGCGCGAAGACGUCGUACAACUUUCUGCGCAAGGAGCUCCCAGUUCGCCUUGCAAACAUGAUCAAAGAGAUCCAACAGCUACCUCGUGUUGUCGUUGAAGAGGAACACGUUCAAACAGUUCAGGAAUGGUACUGGAAGAGUUUUUCAGAUCUGUUAGAAUUUACGGACAGAGACGCCGAGAAAGAUGUGGGUGUGCUGGAAGAUUUCUGGGAUGCUAUCUGGAACAUCCGGCGAAGACAUGGUAACGUGGUGGAGACCAUGGCAAAGGGCGUUGCGGCCGUUCGCGACAACGAGGGAAUUGAUGAAUUGAUGCAGGAACAGAUUCAGUUUUUCCUCGACAGAUUUUAUACCAACAGAAUAAGCGUAUAUUUGCUAAUGAAACACCAUAUGAUGCUGUUUGACACAUUUCUUGAUCCGGGCUCUACAGUGGAGGAGAUCAGAGGCUGUCUGAACCCUCAGAUGGACGUCAAACAGGUCGUUCUAGAUGCAUACGACAGAGUGCGGUUUAUAUGUGAAACAACCCAUGCCAACUGCCCGACUCUAGAUUUAGAAGUACAUAAUACAACUGACCCGGAUGAAGACAUCAAGAUAGUAUACGUCCCAACACACCUCUUCUACAUGGCGUGCGAGAUCAUGAAGAACUCCAUGCGGGCCACGGUGGAGAAGUACGACGAUGGCCUUGGGCCCCUGCCACCUAUCAGAGUGAGGAUUGUGAAGGGCGUGGAAGAUGUCACUAUCAAGAUAAUGGACAAAGCCGGUGGCAUCCCACGAAGCAAAAUUGAUAAAGUUUUUCAGUACAAUUUCACCACCGCCAAAUCACCCGGUUCACUGGCUGGUUAUGGCGUGGGGUUGCCCAUAUCACGUCUGUAUGCACGUUAUCUCCAUGGCGACCUCAGCCUGACGUCAAUGGAAGGGUUUGGCACCGAUGCGUUUAUUCACUUAAAGGUUCAUUCAAUGGACGCAUUGGAACGAUUGCCCAUUCUGACCGCUGCCACUGCCAGGUUGUAUAGGCAAUCCAAGUCGCCACCGGAGUGGACAUAAAUGAUCAUUGCCGGACGUUUGCGAUUAGGGGACUUAUCAUUGUCAGUUACUCACGCUGGCAGAGAAAUAUUGUACAGCGUUUUCCGCUUUUUAGUAAGGAUACAGUAAAACUGCAGUUUUUUGCGUGUGUUAUUUGAAAAAUAUUGUCUAUAGGAGUGAGGGGAGUUAAGGCUGAUGAUUAUCACUGUCCGCAGUGCAUCGUACUCACGAUGAAACGCCCCGCAAUGUGUUAAAAUUAGCAUUUUGGUACGCAGAUAUUGUUCAGGUGUAAAACACGUUCUCCCUCCAAUUUACAAGUGGGGUGAAAUACUUUUUAUAUAGGUUGUUUUUUUAUAAACGGCAACCACUAUGUUAAGGGAAAUUAUAUAUUUUAAAUCUGUUGUACUCGGGUAGCUCCAAGGCAUUCUGUAAGCGAAUAAUACGCGUUUUCAGUGCCCCUUUGAAAUAAAAUAGCUUUAACUCUAUAUCUUUGCGGCCGUCAUAUCCAGCUUGUUUACAGCAACCGAGUUGUUGAACUUGUGGUUGUGACGAGGAACAAGUUUCGAAUAAAUACUACUGACCUUUAUUCUUUAUGCCACUUUAUUAUCAGUGAAUAGAUCACCGACAAUUAUUAUUAUUGGUGAAAAGAUGGUUUUGAAAGAUUAACUUUUAAUAACUGAUAUUAUGUCCUUUCAUGUAACUAAUGGGUUUGUACUUAAAAUA